AUGAACCUAUCCAACAAAUUAUAUGUUGGAAAGGAAAAUCUAACACCCAGCCAUAUGAAUAUUCUUUCUCCCCAAACAAUUCCCUCAUCAAGAACAUCAGCAACACAACAACCAUUUAGCAAAUCGAUAUCAUCAUCUAGUCUCUCGAAACCAACUAUUGGAACUUAUUCGAGAAGCAAGGCACUCAUUCAAAUUCCAAGUUUUGAAGAAUUAAAAAGCAAUCAACAACCAUUCCAUACAUUGUCCGAACUCUUCUCCAAGCUUGAUACAUUUCCAAAUCUGCACAAUGAUCAGAAAAUUGAAUUUAUCAAAUUAUGUAUUACUUGUAUUGAUAAGAGUUUUCUUAAAGUUCACGAGAGGGAUAUCUACAUGUUUUGGAUAAUAUUGGCCAUUCAAUUUGUUGGUAAUAAGGAUAUUCCUAACUGGGAUGAGGAAGUUAGAAAACGACUCGCCGAACAUUUUGAAUUCUUAUCAAACUAUAAUCAUCCUGUUAAAGAUGAGGAAAAUUUCUACAUUUUGAACGCCUUAUUCGAGUGGAAAACCAAUGAACAACCUGACAAAAUAUUCAGAAGUAUUUCUAAGGUACAACAGGGUAUUAACCGAUUGGGUGAAACUCCAAUUUUGGCUGAAAUCAAAGGUUCUCUUUUACAGAAAUCAAUAUUUCCACAAGUUGAAAUUUCUUACAAACCAACCACAAUGAUUCCAUCUUUUCAAAAUUUACAAGUACCAUCUAGCACACCAACAACUAAAUCUACCUCUCCUCAAGAUGUUAGUAAUUCAGGUGCAGGAUUAUUUACUGGAAAUAGAAGAAGAAGAUCAAAUUCAAAUAAUGACUUCCAACUCAUACAACAAAAUUCAACAAGGCAGUCAAGUCGUUCCAAUCUCUUUGCCGGUAGUAAGCAAUCAUCGAUCAAUAUUAAUGCUGAAAUGCCAAGCAUUUCCUCUAGUCCAUUUAUUUCCUCUACUUCCCUUUCUUCCAACUCGGUUAGUGCAACACCAACUACUGCACUUUCCAUCAAAACUACUAGUGUGCCCCCAACACAAAGCACACCUCAACCACUCCCAACACUCACUUUUCCAACUCCUACUUCCAUUAACACAGAGAAUGUAAAUAAGAGACCUAGAGAAGAAGUUGUCUCUACACCAUCUGCAACUCCAAAUACCAGUACUGCACCAAACAGUACUUCAACAUCUGCUGUCUCUGAGGAUGGCAGUGCCAAAAGGUCUAAGCCUACAGUAUUUGUACCAAUUAACAAUAGAGAAUACCAAGUAUUAAAAAGGAUUGGAUCAGGUGGAAGUUGCACUGUUUACAAGUGUGUUGAUACCAAUACCAAAGAAGAGGUUGCUAUAAAACAUAUCAAGAUUGACAGGACUAAAAACGAUAAAACUGUCCUUGAUGGGUUUCUAGCUGAAGCUACUCUUUUAGAACAAUUAAGAGCUGAUGAUAUUGGAGAGAAUAUUAUUAAAUUAAUUGAUUACGAAUAUAGACCUCAUAACAAGAGGGAUGAAAUCCUUCUUGUUAUGGAGCUAGGUACCACUGAUUUUAAUAAUAUUAUCAAGAAGAAGAGUGCCAACCAAUCAUUUACUACAGAUGAAUUGAGAGUUUACUGGAGACAAAUGCUUGAAGCAGUUUCCUUUAUCCAUUCGAAAAAGAUUGUCCACACAGACAUUAAGCCUGCCAACUUUUUACUUGUCAAUGGUAAAUUGAAACUUAUCGACUUUGGUAUUGCUAAAGUUCCAGAUCAUGAACAAACUCUAAGCAUUUGUAGAAAUUCUAUUGUUGGUACUCUUAACUUUAUGCCACCUGAGAGUUUUAUUAAUCACAAUGCCAAUGAUCCAAAAUAUAAGUUUGGUCCUCCUGGAGAUAUUUGGAGUCUUGGAAUUAUCUUUUAUCAGACAAUUUACCAAAAGACACCAUUCUCUGAUUUUGAAGAUCACCUCACCAAGAUUGCACAAAUUACAGAUAGGAAUAAGGAACCAUAUUUCCCACCAUGUGAAGAGCAAUACCAAGAGGCAGUUGACUUGCUGAAAACCAUCUUGGUUAAAGAUCCAAGUCAAAGACCUUCUAUCCGAACAAUUUUAGAACAUCCAUUUUUUGCUCAACCUUUACAACUUUCUAUUAAUACCAACGAAGAACAAGAAGCAUUUUGUAAGAAUGUGUUGAAAACUUUUGAAUUCUUACUUGAAAACCUUCCAUCUCAAUCCGUUCCUCCCCAAAAAGCAGCUUUUAGAUUAUUAAAGCUUUGUCACGAUAAUAAGAAUGGCGAAGAAAUGUCAGAAGAUGACAUUACUAAUUGCCUUUCACAAUAA
Messenger RNA from Naegleria gruberi, 2310 nucleotides. RefSeq lists its product as uncharacterized. Gene Ontology annotation, biological process: chromosome segregation; meiotic spindle assembly checkpoint signaling; mitotic spindle assembly checkpoint signaling. The coding region runs from base 1 to 2310 and encodes 769 amino acids. Gene Ontology annotation, molecular function: protein serine/threonine kinase activity; protein serine/threonine/tyrosine kinase activity; ATP binding. NCBI's taxonomy places the organism in Eukaryota, Heterolobosea, Eutetramitea, Acrasida, Naegleriidae. The transcript has a single exon. Gene Ontology annotation, cellular component: spindle; nucleus; kinetochore. The record is from RefSeq and is a predicted model, not a curated record.